AUGUCUUCUCCUUCCACUACCCAAACAGCGCUCAUCGUGUCCAGCAUUGGCGGACGCAUAACCUCAACAUCAUCCUGGCCCAUCCCGCGCCCAGGACCCAAACAAGUCCAGAUCCGCAUCACAGUAGCCGGCCUCAACCCUCACGACCAGAAGUCGCGGGACGCAGGGCUGCUUAUAAAAGACAAGCUACCCGCCAUCAUCGGCAACGACAUCACGGGAGUCGUGACGGCGAUUGGAGAGCAAGUCACCAGGUUCAGCGUGGGCGACAGAGUGGUGAGCCAGAGUCAAUUGGCCUACGAGCAAAAAGCACUACAGCAAUUUGCUGUCCUUGAGGAAGAUUUUACGGCAAAGAUACCGCAUCCGUUUUCUGAUCACGACGCUGCUACACUUCCUACAAACGCUCUUGCUGCACUUAUAAGCCUGUUUGACCCAACCAGUGGCCUGGGUAUUCCGGCCCCUUGGAGCAACAGCACAUCGUCGUUUGAUUAUGCAGCAACUACACUUCUUAUUGUAGGCGGCGGAACUAACUGUGGUAGAUUCGGCGUGCAAUUUGCAAAGAUGGCGGGCAUAGGACGAAUCGUCGUUGUUGGGGGAGAGGAAGAGGAGCUAAAGAAGUGGGGUGCGACAGUCGUUUUGGACCGACACGGUGGCGAUGCCGCCGUCAUCCAUCGCAUCAGACAAGUCGUCGGCGACGACCUGGUCUAUGUUUUCGACGCCAUCAAUCUGCCCGAGGCACAACAUGUCGGUAUUAGUGCCUUGUCUUCUUCCCAGAGGGGAAAGCUCGCGCGCUUGCGUUCUUCGGUGGGAAGUGUCGACGAGACCAAGAUUGUUGGGGAGAAGAAUGCCGGAUAUGAGUUGAAGAAUGUGCUGGGCAUCUCGCAGUUGAAGCCAGAUACCGUACGCCCCUUUUGGGAGAGGCUGGAAGGGUACCUGCAGGAUGGGAGUGUGGUGCCGCUGAAAUAUGAAGUCAUUAACGGGCUGGAUGCGGAUAAGGUCAAUGAGCUGUUGGACAGAUACCGUGACGGUAAAAAGGUUGUUCAGACACAUUUCAGGGUGUCGGAGUAG
Messenger RNA from Alternaria arborescens, 1065 nucleotides. RefSeq lists its product as hypothetical. Gene Ontology annotation, molecular function: oxidoreductase activity, acting on NAD(P)H. The record is from RefSeq and is a predicted model, not a curated record. Lineage: Eukaryota; Fungi; Ascomycota; Dothideomycetes; Pleosporales; Pleosporaceae. The transcript has a single exon. The coding region runs from base 1 to 1065 and encodes 354 amino acids.